This is a messenger RNA of Hydra vulgaris (swiftwater hydra), 1279 nucleotides long. RefSeq names its product dynein assembly factor with WD repeat domains 1. NCBI's taxonomy places the organism in Eukaryota, Metazoa, Cnidaria, Hydrozoa, Anthoathecata, Hydridae. Gene Ontology annotation, molecular function: protein binding. The record is from RefSeq and is a predicted model, not a curated record.
AUUACAUAUAAGUGCUCUCUUGUAUUUUAAUUAAAUAUAUUUUGAUAAUGGUAUAUGUUAUACUAAAUUUAAAUAUUAUUUAGUACAGUUUAUACUUAUUAUUUUUGUUAUUGUUUUUAUUAUAAUUGUUAUUAUUAUUCGCACAAAUACUUUUAUAUCACUUGUAACUAUAAAGCUUAUAUUCAUAAAAAAAAAUGAAUAUUGUCUCAGAUGAAAAACCAUCUAUUGCAAUAAGCAAAAUAAAACAUGCUACUGAGGGAAAGUUAAAGGUUGUUGGCGUAUUGUCAUUUACAUCUGAGUGUAUGUGUUGUGCAUUUAAUCAGCAAGGCCAAUUGCUUGCUGUAGGACUAUCAAAUGGUUUAAUUAAAGUUUAUUCAAUUGAAAAUAACAGCUAUGUAUACAGCUUACAAGAACAUUCUACUACUCUCCCUGUUACUUGCUUGAAAUGGAAGCCAGAUAACAGUGCAAUGACAUAUGGAUACAUUCUAAUGGCUACAUAUGCUUCAGGAGAAUGUAAAAUAUGGCACGUUACAACAAGCAAAUGCUUACAUACAUAUACAGACAAUCAGCAACUGCUUGUUUGUGCAUAUAAUGGCUCAGGUAAUAAGGCAAUAGCAGGUGGCAGUGAUGGCAUAAUAAAUGUUUAUGAUGUAACUACAAAUCAAAAGAUAUUAAGAAUGCAACCAAGUACUAAUUCUGAUAUUAUGGAUGGCCAUGUUAUGCGUGUAUUUUCUGUUCAGUAUCAUCCAUAUGAUAACCAUGUGUUUGUAUCUGGUGGUUGGGAUGAUACUGUCCAAUGGUGGGACACACGAAUAUCAGACAAGCAUUCCAUCAAAAAAAUAUCUGGUCCUCAUAUUUGUGGGGAAGCUAUUGAUAUAGAACCCAAUACUUUAAAAAUGGUAGCUGCUUCAUGGAGAAAAUUUGAAAACUUGCAAGUAUUUGACUUUGGAACUGGAAAGUUAAUAAAAGACACACCUCUUAAAUUUAACCAAUCAAUGCUUUACUGUGCUCAAUGGAAAGAUUCUGAAACGAUUUUGAGUGGUGGAAGUCAUGGUAAUAUGAUGCAAUGCACACAUUUUUCAUCCUUUGAAACCGUGUCUAAACUGACGAAUCUUUAUGGUGCUGUUUACUCAAUUGAUAACAACCGUGUUGGUCUUCAUCCUAUAGUUGCAGUGUGUUCAGACAAAAAUGUUUAUUUAGUUGAAUCUACUUCAUAAUAAUUUUAUUACAACAAUAAAUGAUGUAAACAUUUAAAUGUGAUUUCAUGAUUUAUGUGUUA